CUCGCUUCCUCCGGGUUCCCAGCCCCGGGUGCUGAGGCUCCGGUCUAUAAAUAGCAGGUUACAGCUCCCGCUGGCGCGCACAAGCUGACCCGCGAACGCCGGAAAGUCAGGCUCAAAGUGUCUGCUGCUGCUGCCGCCCCCUACUCCGCCUCCGGGAGAGAACCCAAAGAAAUGGUGUCACCUGGCAAGAGAUCUGCUAUCCUUUAUGAAAAAUCAGACCAAGAGCUCUGAAAUCAGCAAGGCAGUAAUCAAAGAGCAGAACUGUUUGAGGAAUCCAACAAGAAAGCAGAAUUUCAGAGUGGGAUAUCAGGACUUUAGUGUGAAGAUACAUCUAUAUUAAACCAGGAAUCGUUGGCAGUGACAUUUGGGCACAAAUAUUUGGAAGAUUUAAAGAACUGUGAAGGUUGAUCAUGGAAAUCAAAGAGGAAGGAGCAUCAGAAGAAGGUCAGAACUUUCUGCCCACACCCCAGGCAAAUGAUACUGGGGACUUUCAGUUCACAAGUAUUCAGAAGACUCCAAAUGAACCUCAGCUGGAAUUCAUCCUUGCAUGCAAGGAUCUUGUGGCUCCUGUACGUGAUCGAAAGCUGAAUACACUGGUGCAGAUCUCAGUAAUCCACCCGGCGGAGCAGGGUCUGACAAGAUACUCCAGCACGGAAAUUGUGGAGGGAACAAGAGACCCGCUGUUCUUGACUGGUGUCACAUUCCCAUCUGAGUAUCCCAUCUAUGAGGAGACCAAAAUAAAACUAACAGUCUAUGAUGUCAAGGAUAAGUCUUAUGACACUGUUAGAACCAGUGUCCUCCCUGAACAUAAGGAUCCCCCGCCAGAGGUUGGGCGAAGCUUUCUGGGCUAUGCCAGUUUUAAAGUCGGGGAUCUACUGAAGUCCAAGGAGCAAGUGCUGACCCUGAGCCUGAGAACUUCAGAUGGUGGCAAGGUUGUUGGCACCAUACAAGUCAGUGUCGUGAAGAUGGGGGAGAUUGAGGAUGGGGAAGCCGACCACAUCACGACAGAUGUGCAGGGACAAAAGUGUGCACUGGUAUGUGAAUGUACAGCCCCAGAAAGUGUGAGCGGAAAAGAUAACCUACCUUUUUUGAAUGCAGUGUUAAAGAACCCAGUGUGUAAAUUAUAUAGAUUUCCCACAUCUGACAAUAAGUGGAUGCGAAUCCGGGAGCAGAUGUCAGAGAGCAUACUUUCUUUUCAUAUUCCUAAGGAAUUGAUCUCUCUUCAAAUCAAAGAAGAUUUGUGUAGAAACCAGGAGCUAAAAGAACUUGGUGAGCUUUCUCCACACUGGGACAAUCUACGAAAAAAUGUCCUUACUCACUGUGAUCAAAUGGUGAAUAUGUACCAAGACAUUCUGACAGAACUCAGCAAGGAAACAGGGUCCUCUUUCAAAUCAAGCAGCAGCAAAGGAGAGAAAACAUUAGAAUUUGUUCCGAUAAAUCUACAUCUGCAAAGAAUGCACGUACACAGCCCUCACUUGAAAGAUGCUCUCUACGAUGUCAUAACUGUGGGAGCCCCAGCUGCGCAUUUUCAGGGAUUUAAGAAUGGUGGUCUUCGGAAACUACUCCAUAGAUUUGAAACGGAAAGGAGAAAUACUGGAUACCAGUUUAUUUACUAUUCACCUGAAAACACAGCCAAAGCAAAAGAAGUUCUCAGCAACAUCAAUCAACUACAACCUCUUAUAGCAACCCAUGCAGACCUACUGCUUAAUUCUGCAAGCCAGCAUUCUCCAGACAGCUUGAAGAAUUCUUUAAAGAUGCUUUCAGAAAAAACAGAGCUUUUCGUACAUGCCUUCAAGGAUCAGCUGGUCAGAAGUGCCCUUUUAGCACUUUACACUGCCAGGCCAGGAGGUGUCCUUAAGAAGCCAUCCUCUCCUGAGACCAGCACAGAGGAGAGCAGUUCCCAGGACUCACCCCCGCCGAUGAGAAGGCAGGACUCUAUACCGCAUCAUUCGGACUACGAUGAGGAAGAGUGGGAUAGGGUGUGGGCCCACGUGGGCAAGAGCCUGAACUGCAUUAUUGCUAUGGUGGAUAAACUGAUUGAAAGAGACGGCAGCGGUGAAGGAGACGAUGGCAGCGGCAAAGAUGGAGAAAAGGGCCAUUCUCUAGGGGACUCCAUCAUAACUCAUCCACAGGAGGACUGGUAUGAACAGUUGUAUCCCCUCAUCCUUACCCUGAAGGACUGCAUGGGAGAAGUGGUGAAUCGAGCCAAGCAGUCCCUGACGUUCGUGCUCCUUCAGGAGCUUGCCUACAGCCUUCCCCAAUGUUUGAUGCUGACGCUGAGAAGAGACGUCGUCUUCAGCCAAGCCCUUGCUGGAUUGGUCUGUGGUUUUAUCAUCAAAUUGCACACAAGUUUGUAUGACCCUGGCUUCCUUGAGCAGCUUCACACGGUGGGAUUGAUAGUACAAUAUGAAGGACUGCUAAGUACAUAUAGUGAGGAAAUUGGAAUGCUGGAGGACAUGGCCGUUGGUAUUUCAGAUUUGAAGAAAGUCGCUUUUAAAAUAACUGAAGCCACAUCCAAUGAUGUCUUGCCAGUUAUAACAGGAAGGCGUGAACAUUAUGUGGUGGAGGUGAAGCUUCCAGGGAGAAUGUUUGAGUCCCUGCCUCUACAGAUUAAAGAAGGACAAUUGCUUCAUGUGUAUCCAGUACUUUUUAAUGUUGGAAUCAAUGAACAGCAAACUCUUGCUGAGAGGUUUGGAGAUGUCUCUUUGCAAGAAAGUAUUAAUCAGGAAAAUUUUGAACUUCUAAAAGAAUAUUACACGGUAUUUAUGGAAAAGAUGCCUCCUGAUUACAUUUCACAUUUUCAAGAACAAAAUGAUUUAAAAGGAUUACUAGAAAAUCUCCAUCAAAAUAUUCAAGCCAAAAAGAGGAAGAAUGUAGAGAUCAUGUGGCUGGCUGCAACGAUUUGUCGCAAGCUAAAUGGCAUUCGUUUCACCUGUUGUAAAAGUGCCAAAGAUAGGACGUCGAUGUCAGUGACGCUUGAACAAUGCUCAAUCUUGAGGGAUGAACACCAGUUACACAAGGACUUCUUUAUCCGAGCGCUGGAUUGUAUGAGAAGAGAAGGAUGCCGCAUAGAAAAUGUACUGAAGAAUAUCAAAUGCAGGAAGUAUGCUUUCAACAUGCUACAGCUGAUGGCUUUCCCCAAGUACUACAGACCUCCAGAGGGGACUUAUGGAAAAGCUGACACCUAAGUUUACCAACAUAGGAGCAUGCCAUCCAGAGCAUAAAUCUCCCUUGGAAAUGCCAGAGGCCUGUUACACUGACACUUCUUAGCUGUGACCACAUUCAAUGGAUGAUCUUAGGGGCUUUCCAUAGCUGAUGUAAUAGCUCCUCCACGAAGAUGCCUGUUGAAAUAAGAAUUCCAAACAUAUCUCUAGGCUCAUAUUUGGUUUUUCAAAUUACUGUAUUUUAGAUAACCCUUUGGGGCUUUUAAUGCUAGAAUUAUCAAUCUUUUAGUUAAGGACUUGUGGGCAUUAUACUUGAGGCAGGUGUCAAACUAUUUACAGCCUUUUUCAUAAAAAGAUGCUGUGUACCGUGGAUCUAUUCAUAGACAGGUUAUCUUGGUGUUCUCCUUUAUGCCUCAUUCUUCAUUUCACUGAGUAAAUAUAAUCUUUGAAUUGUUCAAUUUCAUUUGAAAAUGGUAGCAUUUGUGAUUAUUUUCAUUAUCCCACUGGAUUUAAGGUACAGAGGUUGGGAUGACAGAGGUUUCCUUGAAUAACUAUGAAGCCUCAUUCAGUAUAUCAAAUGGUAGUCUGAGUUCCAAGAUAACUUAAGUGAUUUAUCAUCUUGUAAAUAUUCUUAUAAACAAUAGUGUUUUGUUUGUAUUUUUUAAAAUGAAACCUCUUGACUCAAAUAUGGAAAAAAAAUAUUAACUAGAAAGCCAACAGUAGGGUUUUCUAUUUUGGGAAGACAUUUCAAAGACUUUUUUCUUUUUUAUUAAGUACUAAUACAAAAGUUCUAAAAGAGUAGAGCUGACUGUAAUACAAAUGCAUGUAAGUUCUCAUUUAUUAUUAGCAUAAUCAUCUGCAUUUCCCUAUUGGAAGCUUAUAUUUGUGCACACUUCUAAAAGUGGAUUUCAUCCAGAAAAUUUUUGUUUCAUAUUGACAACAAUGUUGCUUCUUUCCUGAGAGGUAUUCCAAGUAUCCUUGGAAAGCUACUUCAUUAUUUCUUAAAUUAUUAACGCUUUCUAAAUCAAAGGAAAAAUAUUAAACAAAAAGUUUUAAAAUCUCUUUUGUACAAACACAGGCUCAGUCCUGCUUUUCUAUCUUCAUUUUCAUUUAAAAGAUGCACCAAUCAUUCUAUUUUAAAGGAUCACGUUGAGUCAGAAACUGAACCAAGAAAGUAACAUUUCCAAACAAGAUAAUUUUUUUGGUUCAAAAACAUGUUUGCCCUCUGAUAUCCUCAAAUGUAGAUAAAAAUUCUGUAUUUGCUAUUUACAAAGUCCUAUAGAAAACAUAUUUAAAAACAAGGGAAGGUGGAAUCCUAAUUACGUUUGACCCAGUGACCAAAGAUCCAGAGCCUGAAAACGUUCUACAAAACAGCUGAACGUUAAAGUUUGAAAUAUUUUAUUGAAGCAGACUCACAUUUUAGAUGCACCCAUUCAUUUAUUUCUUGUGUGGUUGUUUCUUUCUUGUAAAUAUUGCCUUGGGUUUUGUCUACACUCUGCCCAAACAAUCCUUGGAUGUAAAUAGUUUGGUCAAUCCAAUAACCCAGUGAGUCAGAGCAACCAUGUGAUCCUGCUUACAAAUUGCACUGAAAUGACCAACUGCCCAGUUAGAGCAGGAGCCCAGGUAACUAACCUCUAGUCCUUACUUUAUAAGACUAACACUUCUUCUUCUGAGGAACUGUGGAGUCUUAAAAGCUAGCAUCUGGAUGAAGGAUACUUCCCUUUUUUUCCUCUCAGCUAAGUAUAGUAUUUUGCACAGAAUAAGACGGUGGAGAAGAAAAAGAUUUCUGUAGAGCCAUGCUUUUCUUCCCAAGCAAAUCAAACCCCCUCCUAUGUCAAGUUUGAUACGUGCCUAGAGGAGGAUAGCAGUGGUGUGCUGGAAAGUGGCUCAUGCUGACCUAUGAUAGCUGAUCAUUAAAUUCUGUAAGCCAAUUGUGAAAACACAGCCAUCAUUAAAUAUUAAACUAUAAAAUACAGUUGAAUAGAUUUUAUUAAAAAACAAAGGUAAUAAUCAAAACUUACCAAUUCCUAAUUGCUUUAGUACAUUUUACUAUUGACCUCUGCUCUUGAGGUUGUUUAUGUCAAUUGUAUCUGUACAGUGGAAACACAAUAUUAUAACGUGCUAACUGUGCCUGUCUCUCUUCCGGACCCCACAUUCAGUAACAUCACAUCCGUAGCUUGAAAUUGACCACAAUGGGAGUUACACCACAGAAACUGCCAAACGCUACCAACCCAUGCUUUUAACUCCUGGAAAGCCAGUUGUCAAACAAUUACCAGCACGUAACUGAAUGCCGCCAUCACGUUUUCUCCAGAAAAUAACCAAUAAUGGGAAGCAGUAUUAAAUUACUCAAAUGAUAUAAAAUGCAAUCGCUCGUCUUCAGAUGGCUACAAUUUUGAUUUGGUUUUUACCCUCUUUAAAGACUCCUAUUAGACUAUAAGUAAUAUUUGAUGUUUAUAUUUUAUGCAUAAUUAAAUCAUUUAAUCAUAACGAUGUGUUUUAAAAAUGCCUCUCUCUAUGAUGGUCUGCAAGAGAAACCUCAGCAAUGCAGCUUUAGUGUACGUAAUAACAACUUCAGGCUAAAUUCAGGGAAAUGUUAGCCUAAUCAGAGUAUCACUAAAAAUGUGCUUCAGUAUCCAUUUUUAAGUUUAUCAUUUUAGCAUUAGCUAAAAGAAGAAAAACGGUAACAUAUUACCAUGCCCAGAUUCUAAUAAAUAUAGCUCCAUUGAAAGCCACACUGUUAGAUUAAACAAAUUAAACUCUGGCAGCACACUAAAUCACACAGAUGUUUUAGGUGUUUGAUUUCCAAACAGGAUGGUCUAUCAGUGGUUUAGUUCAAUAUACAGGGCACCUUUUGUAAUCUUUUGGGAAGUAAAUUAACUUUUAUCACCAUUUAAGAAACUGGUCUGAGAAAAAACUGUUGAGCAGUUGCAGAGCGAAGCAAACAUAUUGAACACAAGGCAUCCCCAAUAGCUGGAGGCUUCACAAAUUAUGUGCUGCUGAAGGGAAUGAUUUGCUGAGAGUUGUAUAGUGGAUUGACAAUUUCAGGUGAAUUCACAUUGAUUUAACCCAGCUGUAAUUGGCAAGAGCUAUGCUUUUUUCCCCCCAUAUUUAUGUUUCAUUGCUUUAUAAACAAAGUACUGAUGUAUUAGAUCUUUUGUUUCUUUGGAAGAUUUAAGUUAGAACUUUCCAAACAGAUGCUAUCUCUAGCAAAGACUGUCUUUAAGAACAGAAAAAUACAGUUAAUGUUGUAGAUAAAAUAUGGCAGGCCAAUUAGGUAUAAAGAGGUAUGGAAAUUUGGAUUUUUCCUUUCUGAGUCAUAGUGUACAUUAAUCACUUUUAAUUUUAUUUCUAAGCAAGUAAGAGGAAGUCUAAAACAUUUCUGAUGUCAAAGAAAUCAUAUCAGUCUAUUAGUAACAAGGAGGUAGGAAAAAAUUGUAAAGUCAUAUUAACUUGAAAAAUGUACAUGCCAUCAGCUCUCCUGAGCUUGAACUUUUAUAGAUUGCAUGAAUAUUUAGAAUUUUAAAUUUAAAAAGGAAAACAAGGCUCACAGUUAAGUAUAGUACCCAGAGAGACUGAACAUUAAAGGAGAGAAGACCUAAUACAAGUGAUGUUGCCUGAUAAACCAUUCGUUUAAGAUGUUGCACUUUCACACACGUUAUGAAUACAUUCACAAUCUUCCUAAAAUCAUCAAAAUUACUCCAAGGCCAUACUAGGUCACAACUCAGCAGUACAUCUUUAAUGAUGACUUGGUGUGGUUUUAUUGACUAGCAGGCAAUAUUGACUCAAAUAUUGGCAAAAUUGCUAUAUUAUCUAUAUAGUUCUUCUGAUGCUUUUAUAUCGCUAUCAAUAUUAAAAACCAUUUCAAAGAGCUUUCAAACUUUUAAAAGGCAGACUCCACGUGUCUGUAACUGUAUAGACACUCCCAUUUUAUGGCACAUGUGCAAUCCUUUGUACACAUAUACUCAUAUGAAGAUGUUAUUAUUUUAUUUAACCUAAUAUCUGAUUUUCAGAUUCUUGCGGUACUUAUCUGAAACAUUGGCAUCUGUUUUAAUGUUAAAUGUAUAUUCUAGAUCAACCAAUAAUGUAUAGUCCCAGGAAAUGAGGCACAAAUAGGUUAGAUCAUUUUAUAUUGGUAUUCGAAGAAAUAUCAUUUUGUUUUAUUGUUCUGUGUAAACCAUAUUCAUUGUACACUGUGUGUAUAU
Messenger RNA from Balaenoptera ricei (Rice's whale), 7366 nucleotides. RefSeq names its product inositol polyphosphate-4-phosphatase type II B (gene INPP4B). Gene Ontology annotation, molecular function: phosphatidylinositol-3,4-bisphosphate 4-phosphatase activity. The coding region runs from base 411 to 3188 and encodes 925 amino acids. NCBI's taxonomy places the organism in Eukaryota, Metazoa, Chordata, Mammalia, Artiodactyla, Balaenopteridae. The transcript has 27 exons. The record is from RefSeq and is a predicted model, not a curated record. Gene Ontology annotation, cellular component: cytoplasm.